CAGCGCGCAGUCUAGAUAGGUGCACAGUUUAAAAUGCCGGCUCAAUUGUCUGUUUUCUGAACGAUGGAUCUACGCUACUUUGCUAUAACAAACGAGAAACAUAUCGUCUGGCAUCGGUCGUUCUCAAAACGUAGCUUUGAAGAUGUGGUACUUAAAUAUCUGUUAUGUAAUCCUCCAGAUCAAGAUAUAUACUAUAGCGAAGGGGAUUUCUCUCUUCACUGCCUGACUGUUUCAGGACUUUCCUUUAUCGCGGUAACCGAUCGAAAUGCUUCUCGACAAAAAUUUCGGAACUUGGUUGUAGAGGUUUCUCGCAAUUUUCUAAGCGAUGGUACAAGAUUUCAAAGGGCUAAAAGUGGUGGUAAAGAUUGUUUACAACAGUCUUAUAAUAUAACCUUGGAAGAUUUGAUGGAAUCACCCAACUCUUCUAAGGGAAAUGAUUCUUUGGACCAGUUACGUAAUAAUGUGAAUACUGUAACAGCUGUAAUGCAAGAGAAUACUAGACUAGCGCUUCAACGAGGUGAUCGGUUAAACAAUUUGGUCAGUAAAACAGAUGAACUUGCAGCCAGCUUUCAUCCUUUGAGCCGGAUAAUUGAACCUUGAAGCAUUCGUUGUUCUUCUAAACAACAUCAUCAACAUAAACUUCAGGUAGUUUACGUUGGAAAUGUUGUCCAGGAGAACUAUGAAGACUUCAUGGUACAAUCAUUUAAUUCAGAAAACGUAAUUUUACCUGAUCUUCUCUCCCAUUUUUAUACGUCAAUUAUCCUUCUGUAAUCCAGCUAAUGAAUUUAUCUCAAUAUAUAUUCAAUACUUGCACUUUUAUUUCAUUUUUGACUCAAGUUAACUAUUAUCUGUACAGAAAUGUAGGUUGUAACAUUUACUUCCUAACUUAGUGCUUGUAAAUGUAUAAACAAAAAAGCAAUACUUGCAGAUAUUAAUUUACUUUGUUUAUUGUUUUUCUCCUCGAUCGAUUACUCCCUCACUCACACAUGCACACUAUGUCUUUCUGUUAGUAUACAACCUUUUUCUCUUCGCAUUGUAAGUUGUUCUGUCAAGGCAACGCAUUUUGUUUUCCUUCGCAACCGAUUUCUUCUGAAAUUUAGUACAGGGUCGUAUGUCACGGCUAUUGUUCUAUACAUUCAUUUAUAUGUAGAUUUCUUUUGCUCAUAAUAAUAUAGAAAUUUGUUGUAUCUUGUGUAUUCUAGUUUUGCUUUUAUCGUUCUCCUUUGAGAGCAUAAUUUAUUUAAGGGAAAAUUAUUAUAGAUAAGGCAAUGUUCGCUUUCAUAUUGAAUACUAUGAUUUUUGUAUUAGAACUGUUCAAUUAGUCGAUGACUCGACAGUUCUGUGAAUUGUGAGGAAAAUAGUACUUGAACAUUGUUGGGCCCUUUAUGUGUUAGUGUAACUGUUUCAUAGAAAAAGGCGAACCGUAAUCCACUCUCAUUCCACAAAACACAAAGUAACAGUCCAACUGGUCUUGAACUACUCUUCAGUUACCCACUAUUUCCAGACAACCUCAAUAGAAAAUUGACAUAUCUUACAACUAUUACCAAAGUUGAUAAGGCCAUGUUCAACUCGAAGAAAGACUAAUGAUUUAUUUUUAUAUUUCCCUAUGUAUAAACUCACAAAAAUUAUUCAAAAUCGUUUUUCUUCAGGCUAAUCAAUUCCAAACAACUGCUACAAAGGUGGCCCGAAAAACUUGGUGGGAAAAUUUUCGUAUGAAAUUAAUUAUUGUUGGCGUUGUCGGUGGCAUACUUCUGGUAAUUGUGAUAAUUAUACUCUGGCAGACUGGAGUGUUCAAUAGCAAAUCGCAACACCAGUAAUAAUAGCAACAGUAAAUAAUUCACUUCAUAUUGUUUAUUACAUGGAACAGAAAAUACAAAGAAACACCCAUAUUAAAAUUAGGUGAGAUAUUCGAUGUGUUUUUUUACUGGACAAAUUUAUACAACACUUAUUCCAUUCAAACGUCUUGUUAAAAUUUCCAUUUUCUUUACUGCGACAUGUUUUCCUUUUUGUCCCUCGUGACAGAUAAAUUUUACAAAU
This is a messenger RNA of Schistosoma mattheei, 2037 nucleotides long. NCBI's taxonomy places the organism in Eukaryota, Metazoa, Platyhelminthes, Trematoda, Strigeidida, Schistosomatidae. The record is from the annotation of a GenBank genome assembly.